GGUGCUUAUCGGUUUAAGAGAAGAGAUCAGCUGCAUUAUGACAUCCUGCAAGAAGUGACCACAGCUGAACAGCGGCCACCAUCCAUCUCAGAUGUGACAGUGACAGGACUGACCUGAUCCACACCUCAUGUGACUCCUCAUCAUAGCCAAGCAAGAGAAAGACCACCAAAGGGUAAGCCGACCUGACUGGGUGACGUCUGCAUCAGGAGUGUCUGAGGGUCUGCUCCGCCUGGAGAUGACGGCCAAUCUGCAGCAGGAUGCCAAGGCCCCGCCCCCGAGUGACCCCCGCGAUCUGGAAUGCUCCAUCUGCUUCAGCCAGUUCAACAACAUCUUCCGGGCCCCCAAAAUGCUGCAGUGCCAGCACACCUUCUGCCUCGAGUGCUUGGCCCGCAUGAACGUCAAGUCGGACAACCCCCAGGCCAUCCAGUGCCCGCUGUGCCGCAGCCUGACCUCGCUGCCCACCCUGGGGCUGCCCAAGCUGGACACCAAUGUCACCAUCCUGUCCUACCUGCCCGAGGCCAUGCAGCGCGUCUACAGCAUCCGCUUCGUCCGCAGCAGGGGGCGCCUUGUGGUCAAGCAGACCAACACCCGCAGCCUGCCCUCGCUGUGCACGGUCAGCCAGUCGCUGGACGUGGGGCUGCCGGACGAGCAGGGGGCUCAGGCCCAGGGCUGUGGUCAGCAGAUGGGACGGAUUAGCAGGACACGUUGGUGCCGCGUCCUCAUCCUGCUCAUCCUCAUCACCUGUCUGGUGCUGGUCAUCAGCCUCAUUACAGUGCAGAAGAUCUGACCACUGGGUCUGGGCCUAGUGGGUCAUUUCUGAAGUGACCACAUGGGAAACAUGACACCUCAGUAGAGAGGCAUUUCAGAGAUGACCACUGCAUGAUAUACCUCAAGGCUGACCACUGGGUCUGUGCCUGGUGACAAAUGUCAGAAGUGACCAUUGUGGAGAAAUGACCACAACACCUGAGCCUAGUGUGGCGUUUCAGAGGUGACCACCACACAUAAACGACCACAGAAGUGACCACUGCACCUGAGUGCAGCAUGACAUUUCAGAAGUGGACAUCAAGGAGACGACCUCUGCAACUAAGCCUAGGGGGACAUUUCAAAAGUGACCACUCCAGAGAAGUGACCACAGCCUGAGACCUUCCUGAGGGCUGACCACAACACCUCGGUCUACUACGACCUUUCAGAGGUGGACCACACUCUACAAGUGACCACCAAAUGAUACAUCGGAGCUGACCACUGUAUCUGGGCAUCGUGUGACAUUUCAGAGAUGACCACUGCACAUAAAUGACAACAGCAUGACAUUUCAGAAGCGGACAUCAAGGAGACAACCUCUGCAACUAAGCCUAGGGGGACAUU
Messenger RNA from Erpetoichthys calabaricus (reedfish), 1362 nucleotides. RefSeq names its product RING finger protein 223. Lineage: Eukaryota; Metazoa; Chordata; Cladistia; Polypteriformes; Polypteridae. The record is from RefSeq and is a predicted model, not a curated record. Gene Ontology annotation, molecular function: ubiquitin protein ligase activity. Bases 236 to 787 code for a protein of 183 amino acids. Gene Ontology annotation, biological process: protein ubiquitination. The transcript is spliced from 2 exons.